This is a messenger RNA of Drechmeria coniospora, 1329 nucleotides long. RefSeq names its product phosphorylcholine transferase. Lineage: Eukaryota; Fungi; Ascomycota; Sordariomycetes; Hypocreales; Ophiocordycipitaceae. Gene Ontology annotation, molecular function: choline-phosphate cytidylyltransferase activity; phosphatidylcholine binding. Gene Ontology annotation, biological process: CDP-choline pathway. Gene Ontology annotation, cellular component: nuclear envelope. The record is from RefSeq and is a predicted model, not a curated record. Bases 1 to 1329 code for a protein of 442 amino acids. The transcript is spliced from 3 exons.
AUGCCGUCACCGUCGAGCCAGAACGGUAAGCGCAAGCGAGACGUCGCCGCCGCAAAGGCGCUCGACGGCGCCCGAGAGACGGUGCGCGAUGGCUCCGAGGACCGCGACACGGACGAUUCGGCCGCGUCGUCGACGAACCGUCCACGCGCCUCCAACGGCGCCGGCCCGAAUCCUAAGCGACAGCGGGCCAACUCGGGACGGCCGACCGAUGCCGGCGAGCCCUGCGACGCGAACGAGCGCGUCGGCCGCAGCAAGGGACGCAGGUCCUCGGUGGCCGACGUCGACGAGACGGAGAGCAUGGAGCCGCCGCCCAUCGGCAAGCUCACGGACCCGGCCGGAGGCUUCACGACGAACCCGCCUCCCGUCGGCCGCGCCGUCCGCGUCUACGCCGACGGCGUCUUCGAUCUCUUCCAUCUGGGGUCCGUCCAUCGUCCGCCCCUCGUCCCCGUCGGCGGAACCGACGACGCUGACCUCUUUCUCCGCAGCCACAUGCGUCAGCUCGAGCAAGCCAAGAAGGCCUUCCCGAACACGACGCUGGUCGUCGGCGUCACCGGCGACAACGAGACGCACAAGCGAAAGGGCCUGACCGUCAUGUCCGCCAAGGAGCGCGCCGAGACGGUCCGCCACUGUCGGUGGGUCGACGAGGUCAUCGAGGACUGCCCCUGGGUCGUCACGCCCGACUUCCUCGACGCGAACCGGCUCGACUACGUCGCCCACGACGACCUCCCGUACGGAGCCGACGAGGGCGACGACAUCUACCAACCGAUCAAGGAGACGGGCAAGUUCCUCGUCACCCAGCGAACCGAGGGUGUCAGCACGACGGGCAUCAUCACCAGGAUCGUCCGCGACUACGAAAAGUACAUUGCGCGCCAGUUCAAGCGCGGAACGUCGCGGCAGGAGCUCAACGUCAGCUGGCUCAAGAAGAACGAGAUGGACCUGAAGCGUCACGUCCAGGACCUACGAGACAACAUCAUCACCAACUGGACGAGCACCGGCCAGGAGCUGAGCAGGGAACUCAAGCAAUUCUGGCCCGCGAGCCGGCCCGCGAGCCCGGCCCGCUUCAACUCACAGGGCAGUGAUCUGGCGAGGUCGCCCACCGCCGGACCCGGCAACUCCAAGGACUUUGUCACCGGCUACACCCUCGGUCUCGUCGGUGGCGUGCGUUCAUGGAUGACCAAGAACCGGCGGACCGUCGCGAGCAGCAGUCGGGUUCCCAGCGAUGACGACGAGUCCGACGAGAGCGGCUCGGGCGGCGCCCCCACCGUUCCGGCCGAUGUGCGCCGAAAGUCGAUGCCCAACCUCGUCGCGCCGAAGCCGACGAAGGCAUGA